Molecule: messenger RNA, 1212 nt
Organism: Cuscuta campestris
Lineage: Eukaryota; Viridiplantae; Streptophyta; Magnoliopsida; Solanales; Convolvulaceae
Source: the annotation of a GenBank genome assembly
GAGCCACUUGAAAAUGGCCAAGAGUCAAGCCUCUAGGUCGUAUUCGUCCGUCAGAACCGCGGCAUCACUCCACUAGGCCGAGACUUUGAGGACAUGGUAGUUGUGUGCAAUGUCCUGAAACGAAGAGGGGUUGGCACAAUGGUAUAAUGACAGAGAAGGGGUGUCUCCGCAGUGGUAGCUUGGACUUCCAAUCUCGAACCGGGAACUGCUGCGGUCGUUAGCGGCGGAGCAGAUAGUCAUUUCGACCUGUUGGACCUUCGUCAUAAACGAAAGAUGGCGGCAGACAGGGCAGGUCUCAUUCUCAGAGAGCCACUUCCAAAUCAGUCUCCAUGGAAAGCAUGGAGGCACAACGGGAGGCGUCGAAGCCAGUCGUGCUACUCGAACUCCGAAAAGCAAAUUGGGCACUCCACAUUGGUCAAACUGAAUCGAAUGUGAAACCUGAGAGCUCCUCCACGUUAGAAGCAGGGGGUGCAGAUAGGGAAGGAAGUGCUGAUAGAGAUGGAGGUGCGAAGAUGGGUGAGGAUGAGGAUGCGGGGUGUGGGUGUGGCGACGGGUGUGGUGCCGCACAUCCGAUGCCCACGAGGAAGCAUCCGUCGAAGGAGAUGUGUGAGGAUGCCAACGAUGGUAGAAGACUCACUAUAAUGAAGUCUGCCUUUAAAUAGGAGUGGGUAACGAUUGCGUGAUGUGGGUCGGGAAGGUUGCUACCGCCACCCAUGAGCAUGAGUGAAAAUGAAAAGUCUUACAAGCUAGUAGUGAAGUGUUGAAGUGAAGGGAUGGGGAGAAGAGUGUCUUCUAUUGUCUGUACUGCUAAAGUGAAGGGUUAGGGAGAGGGAGAAUAGAAGACUUCUUGGGAAGGUUCAAUAGAAGAAUCUCAGGAAUUGAAGCUUUUACUUUUAAUAGGAUAGGCCUUCUCUAUGAAAGAGAUGCUUAAGCAGUAAAAUUUGAAAAGUGAAAGGAACGGUAGUUGGUUCUCUACUCAGACUACGACUAUUAUAUAGAUACAAAGUGAAGGAGAUAGGGGAGAGAUAAAGGUGUGAAUAAGCAAAAUAUACUCCCUCCGUCCACAAUUAAACUUCCCACUUUCUUUUUUUCAUCCCGUGUUAGCAGUGACGAACAAGAGCCCAAAUGAUUCAGAUCUAGAAGUCCGUUCCUCCACCAUCUAGGCUUUAGAUCCACAGUCUGCCCCUUUCCCAAUGAAAAGGUUUUGAUUUU